UUGAAGCCAUCACGACAGGCACGAACCAUCCACAUUUCACACACCUCUUAGCUGUAGCACAAUUAUCGCUAUUGUCGCGUGAAUAUUGUCAUCUGUACCAGGGUCUCAGCUCUAAAGCGUACGGGGGCAAUAGCCAUAGAAGGCUCUUCACGUGUUGGUCUAGCUCCCUUUUCCGCGGCAUGAGAUGACCGUCGAGGUCCUGUAACACACAAUGGAACGAUCAAAGCCUCAAGCCUUCUUAUCGAGUUAUGCGCCGCGACUCCGCGCUUACAACAACUCCCUUCUCACGCCUGUUCUGCCGAGUAGCGCGCCCGCCGGCCCAGUUUCGAGGACCACUAAACGAGGAACGACCAUCAUCAAUUAUGCCGAAGAUGGUUAUGAUGACUUGGAAGACGAUAGCGACGACCCGCGUCGAAGACCAACAGGACUGCGAAGCUUGCGCAAGGAAGACUCGGCCAGCAGACUCGACCUUGCCGACAAGGUUGGCAAAGAUACUAAGGAGCCAGUCGAGGUACAGGGCAUCUGGCGUGAUUGGAUCGCAAAGCAUAGGUUGCUUCGGAGCGAUCAGCAGAAUGCCAUUCAAGCAACACUCCCUCUUACUCUGAUUCCGAUUCGAAUCGAUCUGGAUGUUCCUGCGUUCAUCCCCCCAGCCCCAUAUCCAACGCCAAACCCUAACACGGUGGACACCUCACUCCCUCAGUACCGUCAACAGGAGGCGACGGUGCCUUAUAAGCUUCGAGAUAUUUUUUGCUGGAAUCUUCAUGAAACGCUCAUCUCAACCGACCAAUUUGCCCAGACAUUGGUGCAGGAUCUGGAUCUGCCAAAUCGACAAGCCGCCAUCGCUGAGAUCAGCAAGCAAAUCCGGACACAGCUCGAAGAAUACUCGGGUGUCGCUCUCCACCCUUUGUUCCAUAGCGAUCAGCAAGCCGCCUCUGCCCCGCAACCUACGACGACCGCGUUGACGCCACGACCAAGCUUUGCGCUCAAGUCUCGGGAUGAUUCUCCAGCGUCCGCCAUCCGUGGCCCUUCUCGGCCUGACACACCAGCGCAGACAGGAGGUGCGGCAACUCCUUCACAAACGCAGGCUCCUGAUGUCACUGCAGAGGCGACACCGAUACUUCCCGAUUCAGACGACUACAACCCCGACGAUACCUACCGAUGCAUCAUCAAUUUGAGUCUUAAUCUAGCGUCCAUGCUCUACACUGACAAGUUUGAGUGGUCUCUUUUACACCCCCCUGGCACUGCUGAGGCAUUUGCCAAGGUUACUUGUACGGAUCUUGGAUUGACAGGAGAGUGGAUCCCGGCCAUGACCCAUGCCAUAUAUGAGGCUGUACUGCGGCUGAAGAAGGAAGCAUGUGAGGCAGGUGGUCUAGUUGCCGGAUGGGGUGGUCUACAGCAAGAACUGCCAAAUGAUGCCGCUCACGGCUCGGAGGCUGGCUGGAGAUACGAACCGGAACAUCUCGGCGAUGAUUGGGAACCCAAGGUGGAAUUCCUCAGUAAAGAGGAGAUUGAGAAGAGAGAAGGUGACCGCGAACGUGAGGUUCGACGGUUGCGCCGUGAGACGGCACGGUUCAGCUCUACGACAGGUAUGCUUGGAGGAACACCUUUUGGGGCACCGAUGGAGGUUGAGGAAGAGAGAAUGGGUCGGGGCGAACGAUCUAAGAAGAAGCGUCGUUUCCGAAGCUUGAGCCCGCUUGGACGGGGCGGUACACCUGGAGGGCGAGGCACGCCUGAUGUUGGUGGCUACGGGGGAGGAGGUGGUGCUCUGACAGACCAAGAGAGGUUCCAGUGGAGGUGUAUGCACUGCAGGAUAUGGGGCACAAGCGUUUGGGCUGUUAGGGACGGCCCAGCAGGUCCAAGGACUUUGUGUGCCAACUGUGGCUACCUCUACGAGCGUGAUCAGAGACUACCUCGCCAGAACAAAAACCUCCAUCUUCCAGACGUCCGCGUGGUUUAGGAAACCUCAGAGGAGCAAAACCAACCGGUAAAAACCUCAAACUCUCAACUGAAGAAACCCGCAAUGCGCCGUGUAUGAGCAAUGGACGGGCGAGCCGAAAGCAGUCCCUGGCCCCUCACAUAACGACCUAAUGGAAUGGGAUAUGCCCUGUUAUCGGAGUGCUAGGAGAGAGAUAGUGGCGAAGCAUGAUGCUGAUAGCCAGUAACAUUUGGGAGUCUUCGUUUUCGCGAGCAAAAGCUUUUUGGGGGCGGUGGAAUUGGAAGGGAUGAUUAUACGGCGUCUAGGGAGGAUUGGGAUUCCUCAAGCGAACGAUACUUUUUGUCGUUGAUAAUUGCCGGACGGAUGGAGGAGACAGGGAGAGGCCGUCGAAUUAUGCUAUGCAUCCUUGUAGUAUUCACGAAUAUAGGUGGUGUUUCAAGGGGUGUUAGUGAUACCUCUCUGGAUACUAUUGCAUGCUGAAAUAUAUUCGGUUACUCUU
Fusarium graminearum PH-1 is the source of this 2435-nucleotide messenger RNA. RefSeq lists its product as uncharacterized. Gene Ontology annotation, biological process: regulation of transcription by RNA polymerase II; chromatin remodeling. Gene Ontology annotation, molecular function: transcription coregulator activity. The transcript has 2 exons. Gene Ontology annotation, cellular component: nuclear chromosome; RSC-type complex; nucleus. The record is from RefSeq and is a predicted model, not a curated record. Bases 212 to 1957 code for a protein of 581 amino acids. NCBI's taxonomy places the organism in Eukaryota, Fungi, Ascomycota, Sordariomycetes, Hypocreales, Nectriaceae.